Molecule: messenger RNA, 1175 nt
Organism: Penicillium subrubescens
Lineage: Eukaryota; Fungi; Ascomycota; Eurotiomycetes; Eurotiales; Aspergillaceae
Product: flavin reductase family protein
Exons: 2
Coding region: 118-1020 (300 amino acids)
Molecular function (GO): riboflavin reductase (NADPH) activity; FMN binding
Source: RefSeq, a predicted model, not a curated record
CGCAGACUUGUGUUUCUAGUCUAAAUCACGAGGAAUACUCUUUGUCUUGUCCAGAUCAACUCGUUUGCGCCAUUUCUCGAGCCCUAGCGACUGCUCCGGCCCGUCGAGACCGGCAGCAUGAAGUUAUCACUUCCGCGACUUGCGGCCCGGCAAGGCCUCGGAGAGCCAUUGUCGCACACAUUUUCUCCUAUCAAAUCUUCUCGUCUCUCCAACCGAUCCUCAUACACGCUAUACUUCCCGCAGCCCUACCUCCGGCACUCACAGCGACAUAUCAGCAAUGCCGCAGCUUCCCUCAAACAAGACAGCGCACAGAGAAGCGAACACCCACCCUCCCACAAAGCUCACCCUCCCUCGACCUCUAAAAAACCAAGCCAAUCCUUCCCGACGUCAUCAAUAUCAGAACAAGUCCGCCUCCUUAUGCGCCGAGUCCCCUACCCCGUCGCCAUCAUCACAUCCACCGAUCCAACCGGUCCCGCAGAUACCACUUCCUUCCGCGGAAUGACUGUCUCCUCUUUCAACACAGUAACACUCACACCGGAGCCGGUAAUAUCAUUCAACGUACGCCGGCCCUCUGAGACACUCAACGCACUACUCGCCUCAGGCCGAUUCCUAGUACAUCUCCUCGCGCCGAGUUCCGCAACCGCAACUCUAGCUAGAGACUUCUCCAAGGGGAAUACUACCCUCGCAACGAUGUUGAGUGGACAUGGAGAGUUUGAGUUCGAACCUUUGCGCUCUGGCAGCGAAGCCGAGAGGCCUCUUCCUAUUUUGAGGCGGCGAGGGUCAGACUCGCAUAGUCGUCUGGACUUCCCAUUCGUCUUCGAGUGCAGGCUUCAUCCGCAGAAGAUUGAUGUGCAGGAUCACUCAAUCGUGCUGGGAACAGUUCUGCGAGCUAUCGAAGGCUCAGGAGAUCUGCUCUCUGGCCAAAGCUGUGCGGGAGAAUCUCCAGAUGAGCAUUCGCCGGAACACUUGUGUCUCACUUAUGCCAAUACCAAAUUCUGGAAGAUGGGCGGUGAAAUAUAAAAUAAAUUCCAUCUGAAGAAGGCAUGGCGAAGCCAAUGGCUUUGGGCUACGUCGCACUGUACAUAUACUAUACAUGGGGUUGGCGUUUACAGUACAUAUAUUUAGAUUUGUCCAUAGAUAUUCAAGUCAUUGAAGGCCAUCUUGGCCGGGACUCA